UCUUUGAAUUUUUAGUACACCUAAUUAUUACUUAAGAAGUGUUCUUUGCUGGAGGCAAAGUGUCGGUAUUGUUUCUUGUAGCCCUGUAUUAGAGAAAAAAGCAAACGUCCCGUCUUGCUCACAGCGCAAGUUCAAACAGGUCUCGUGUUAUUCGUGUUAUUACAACUCCUCCGUUUGUGUCACCGUUGGGUUUGGACAUCAGCUUCUCCUUAAGCUCAAGGCAUUUUCUUGGAGUUCUUGGUACCUUUUGAGUUAUUGUUUGGACUUUUUGACUUGUGUUGGGAAACUAAACACGUUCUAAUGAGGAAAUUAAUGAGGGAAAAAAACGCCAAACGCAGCAUUUGCAUUGGCGGCGCUGGGGGUAGAAUGUUAGGUUAACGCGUUACAACUUGUUUGGCAACUUAAGGCGCUCUCUCGCGCCUCUUGGCCGUGGGAAGGCUUCGAUUUCAGUGGCGCUUCAGCUGAGCAGCUCACAGAGCCACUGAAUCUGAUGUUAUCUCACGGCUCCUCUGCUUCCUCACUCUUCUAGAGCGCGUUAACGAAAAGAAAUGGCACCUCAUCCUAACAACAGACCCAGAAGAGGUGUCUAAGUGCCAUCCUGCAGUGUCCUUUCGGCCUGGAGGAGGGAGGGUGGUCUGUGUCUUCUUCCGCAACCCUGUUUAUGUCAUCCCCAUAAACUCUGAGGACCUGCUGGCGUGCUUGCUGCAUAUUGUCUGAAUGUGUGAGCCCAGCCCUCCUGCGCUGCAUCCCCAUGCAAACGGUAAUGUGACCAUGGUAGGCGUCGGUGUCAAGCUGGAGGAGGAGGAGUCAGGAGACGGAGGCGGAGUCAGAGAGCGUGAGUCCCGGCAGUCUUCGCCGUCGUGUGACUGGUCAGCCCGGCAGCUGGCUGAACAAGGGGAUGGUGAGAAGAUGACGCCCCUCAGCUCUCAGUCCCCUUUGGCAAGUUCUCCCAGUAAAGAGCGGCCACACACACGCAGUCCUUCCAGCCAAGAUGGAGCAAACAGGGCCCAGGACAGGCCUGAAGCCCAGCCGAACGUUAGCGAGGUGCUGCCCACCAUUGAGAAACUCCUGAAUGCAGACUGGAGAGAGAAGAUUUUGGGGAAGGGAUUCCAAGGCACUGCCAAUGUGAAAGGCACUCCAGAAAGCCUGGCUGAGAAGGAGCUGCAGCUGUUGCUGAUGAUUAACCAGUUGUCCGGGCUGAGGGAGCAGUUGCUGGGAGCGCAUUCGGAGCAGAGGAACAUGGCCGCCCUGCUGCUGGAGAAACAGCAGCAGCAGAUGGAGCUGGCACGGCAACAGCAGGAACAGAUUGCCAAGCAGCAGCAGCAACUAAUACAGCAGCAGCACAAGAUCAACCUCCUACAGCAGCAGAUCCAGCAGGUGAAUUUGCCCUAUGUGAUGAUUCCUGCCUUCCACCCCAACACACAGCCACUGGCCGUGUCCUCUGACGCACAGAUGGGACUGCCCCUUCAGCCCAUCCCCUGCAAACCAGUGGAAUAUCCCAUGCAGCUACUCCCGAAUCCUCACUCCACCCCUGUCAAAAGAUCCAGCGGUACAGUCUUUCGACAGGAGAGCAGUCAGCCCCUGAACCUCACAGCCAAACCCAAGACCCCCAGCCCACAGACUCUGGAACUGACCUCUGCCCACUUGCAGUCAAGCUAUAGACCCAGAGAGCUGCCUCACAGCCCCCCCAGACCUGCGCUGAGCCUGGGCUUCUUGGGUGAGGGGGACGUUGUGACCCAAGCCAUCCAUGAUGCCCAGCAGCUGUUGCGCGGAGGCCAGGGUCCAGCGGGCCGAGAGAGGGACAGAGAGAGGGACAGCAGCACAAGGCUGAGUGACUUUAAGGAGGUCUCUCGAGCUGACCGGCUGGCCCAUGUGGACCGCAGUGAAGAUGGACAGUCCAUGCGAACGAACGAGGAGCACCUCAGCAGUGAUUCUGAGGGGCAGAUCACUGUUCCUGGAGUGGGCUACGGCGAGAGCCGAACCACCUCUUCCGGCCACAUCAAGAGGCCCAUGAACGCCUUCAUGGUGUGGGCCAAGGACGAGCGCCGCCGUAUCCUACAGGCUUUUCCAGACAUGCACAACUCAAGCAUCAGCAAGAUCCUGGGCUCACGCUGGAAGUCCAUGUCCAACCAGGAGAAGCAGCCCUACUAUGAGGAACAGGCCAGGCUGAGCCGGCAGCACCUGGAGCGCUACCCGGACUAUAAAUACAAACCGCGGCCCAAGCGCACCUGCAUCGUAGAGGGCAGGCGGCUGCGCGUGGGCGAGUAUAAGGCCAUGAUGAAGAGCAGGAGGCAGGAGCAACGCGCCUCAUACCCACCUAGCCAAUCAGAGCAGCAGCUGCACUACCCCUCAGCUGAGGGUCAGUACCCCAGCACCCCGGUCUCCAUGGCGCUGCCCCUGCACCCUGCGCUCCUGGAGCACUACCUGCCCCGCCCCCUGGAGCCCCCUCAUGGCCGAGGCCACGAUGAGCCAGAAGCCAGAGUCAAACAGCCCUACAGUGAGGGAGAGGAGAGCGACGGCGGAGAGCGGAGUGAGGGGGAGCUGGUGGUCCUCACCGAUUGAGCAAGAGACAGAAAGAGAGAGAACUAGAAAGGGAACAGACUUUCUGUACACGCUGUGAGGAAAUGUUUGGGUUUGUGGGGAAAAAGGUGCUUUGAAGUGGUUACAUCUGAGGGUCAGUUCACAGAGGAGUGAAGCUUUGCUUUACAUAGACUAAGUUACUUACAGCGGUGAUGACUUAGAUGUUCAGGGAGAUCGUAGUUAGUCCAGAAGCCUGACCAAAGCCUGCUCAGUCGAGGUUUGGUUUUAUUGCGUUUAUAAUCCAGAUGCUUCUAUUGUUAAGUACGGCAAGCGCUUGGGAACUUUUUGAGACGUUCGUUUAAAAGGUAAUUCCACCGUUUUUUUUUUUUAAUUCAUGAAAAAUUCAGUAGUUAAGAUGUAAACAGAGUCAUUCAGAGUGGUUUGAUGUGAAACGUUUCAGUGUAGAGAAACUUACUGACUCUUUACAUGGUGGUGAAAGGAGGCAAUGGUCUAAAAAUGCCUAAAAACUGUGAUCUGGAAAAAUAAGUUUUGCCUUAUAAAGUCCUGCCUGUACCUCUCUGCCAAUUGUGGAUUUUAAAGAUACGUCUUAGGCCAAAAUAUUCUCAAAAAUGUCAUUGUUUUUGUAAACAACUCAUCUAACAACUUUCUGUGAGGGAGCUUUCAGAGGCAUUACACGCUUCAGAUGUCUGGUUCUAUCACCACCAGUGUAAAUAGUUCUGACGCUAGUUUCUCUUUAUCUGAGCAUUAUUAAAUUCAUUAAAGCGCUCUGAAUUAUUUUGUUUACGUCUUAACCAAUUAAAUAUGCAGAACAUGUGAAAAAAUGGUGGAAUUCCCUUUUUCCAGAGCGUUUUAAAAGACAGAUGACCAUCACUUUUUGCUCAUUUAUGUUUUUUUGUCAAAGUGAAAAUGUAAAACCUUUGGAAUCAAGACUGUAAUACAGUUCAGGCAGCCAAACGUACUGAUCUUAAACCACACAGUCACUGUCUUUCUAGUUGUUUUAUCCAGAACUCCGGGCGUCUGUCUGACGAAGCACAUUUAUCUUACACAGGGGUCCUGACUGAGUUUCAGCUUCAACAAGCCUAACAAAUGUAACAGCAGUUAGCUUGUUUUACAACGAUGGUUAACAGCGUUUUCUGUUGACCCAAGUUUAGACAGAGAAUUACCACUGCGUAACGUCUUCUGGGUUUAUCAGAAGCUAGAGGGCGCUCUCAAGCAACUCCAAAAUGAAUGGGUUACUGUGGAGCCUUUGAGCAAAAUCAUAGUUUGGAAAUACUUAAACAUUUUCA
Molecule: messenger RNA, 3827 nt
Organism: Colossoma macropomum (tambaqui)
Lineage: Eukaryota; Metazoa; Chordata; Actinopteri; Characiformes; Serrasalmidae
Product: transcription factor SOX-13-like
Exons: 15
Coding region: 718-2562 (614 amino acids)
Biological process (GO): cell fate commitment; regulation of transcription by RNA polymerase II
Cellular component (GO): nucleus
Molecular function (GO): DNA-binding transcription factor activity, RNA polymerase II-specific; RNA polymerase II cis-regulatory region sequence-specific DNA binding
Source: RefSeq, a predicted model, not a curated record